Molecule: messenger RNA, 694 nt
Organism: Ipomoea triloba (trilobed morning glory)
Lineage: Eukaryota; Viridiplantae; Streptophyta; Magnoliopsida; Solanales; Convolvulaceae
Exons: 3
Coding region: 35-493 (152 amino acids)
Source: RefSeq, a predicted model, not a curated record
CUACGUCUCUCUCUCUCUGCGACAAACAUUAACAAUGACAAAAAACAUGCCGUUUUAUGUAACGCUGAUUUGGAUAUGGCUGCUAGUUCUAAAUUUCCCCAACAUAAAUGCCGCAAGAGUAAAUUAUCCGUCAAAAAUAUUGACUCCACAGCGUACAAAUUUUAACGCUCCAUCAACUAUUAUCAACCGAACCCCUCCAAAAGAGAAAAUAAACAACCACGCAGAUUGGGCAAAGCGAUGCUAUUAUCAUCACAAAGAGAAACUAAACAACCACGCAGAUUGGGCAAAGCGAUGCCAUUAUCAUCACAAGGAGAAACUAAACAACCACGCAGAUUGGGCAAAGCGAUGCCAUUAUCAUCACAAAGAAAAACUAAACAACCACGCAGAUUGGGCAAAGCGAUGCCAUUAUCAUCACAAAGAGAAACUAAACCAUGCAGAUUGGGCAAAGCGUUGCCAUUAUCAUCACAAAAGAUCAUGUAUUGUACGACCUUAAUAAUGGACGGAAAGCUUUUAAUGAAGAAUCAAAUUUUACGCAGUGCAAGGAAGGAUGGUGACGGUAAAUAUGUUACCCGCGGAGAAUAUAAUUGAUAAGUAACAAGUUGUAAGUGUAUUGUUAAAGUGUUCUUAGUACAAGAAUCAGUGUGUCUCCAUUCUUGUUAAGGGAGGUUUUAUAAUAGGCAAUAGUUAAGGGUUA